GUUAUGCUCUUCACGUUGAUAGGGUUAUAAUUGAUUUUGGUUUAUAUCGUGCAACCAAUGAAUUAAUCACUCUGUUUAUUUGCCCUAAAAAUCAAGAAAUGUAGAUAGACUAUCAUCCUUAUAGGAAGGCGUGGUGGUAGGCCGUUAACCACAUCAAGUACUCGAACAUAGAAUGGUUGGCUCCGGCAUCCCUUUCUUUUUGGCACCCUUGCUGCUUGUCUUGUCACUCGCAGCCAUCACUUCGGCUGAUUAUGGCGAUGCCCCAAAACCAGUCCUCACUUACCAAAACUCAGAAAUUAAAGAAAAGCCACUCCCGAUAGGCAUUCAAGGAAUCGUUUUAUGCAAAUCAGGCAACAAAUAUGAACCAAUCCAAGGAGCUGUGACAAGAGUUACAUGUUUGGGUGUGGAAAAGAAUGGGUACGAAAUCGCACCUUUCUCGGUGUUGAGCUAUCCAACUGAUGAAAAUGGCUACUUCUUUGCCACAUUAUUUCCUUAUCAGAUCAGCAAUGACUUAAAGAUCACAGAAUGUAAGGCAUUCUUAGAAGACUCUCCAUUGGAGAACUGCAAAGUUCCAACAGAUGUUAAUAAAGGCAUUUCUGGUGCUCUUCUUUCGUCUUAUCGUCUCCUCCAUCACAAGAACAUGAUAUUGUAUACUGUCGGACCUUUCUUCUACACCCCAGAAGAAAAUAAUAAUGGCUAUUAAAAUUUGUUUUUA
Messenger RNA from Jatropha curcas, 715 nucleotides. RefSeq names its product protein SEED AND ROOT HAIR PROTECTIVE PROTEIN. Gene Ontology annotation, biological process: response to ethylene. Gene Ontology annotation, cellular component: cell periphery. NCBI's taxonomy places the organism in Eukaryota, Viridiplantae, Streptophyta, Magnoliopsida, Malpighiales, Euphorbiaceae. The record is from RefSeq and is a predicted model, not a curated record.